Molecule: messenger RNA, 471 nt
Organism: Suillus plorans
Lineage: Eukaryota; Fungi; Basidiomycota; Agaricomycetes; Boletales; Suillaceae
Exons: 5
Coding region: 1-471 (156 amino acids)
Source: RefSeq, a predicted model, not a curated record
AUGACGCACAAUCUCUUUUGGCGGCGGGCCGGCCCCGAGCACACUGCUGCAGCUGGAAAUGCUGCUCAGCCAUCCUAUUGCACCUUACCUUUGUGUCACCUGCCAAUGGAUCCUAACAAUGACCAAGUCGGUUUAGGAUACAUUUCCAAUGACGGACAUCUCUUCUCAUGUAGGAAUCCCAUGAUUAUGCAGCAAGCAUUCCAUGUGUCAAUUGGUGGUCAACAAGCAGCCAGACAUGACUCAUACAAUGUUAUUCUCUUUGAUCAUUCCAUUACGAAUGCCCUCAUACAUGAUUUUGUCAGUUCUCCAGACCAAUUACUUCAUGCCAUUUUGUGUUAUGAGGCUGACGGAGGUACGAACUUCACUGAAGCAAUUCAGUGGGCUCAAUCAGUCAUGGAACAACAUUGGAGCACGGAGAGGGAAUCCAUUUCAUCCCAACUACCUCCCACCAGGAGGAUCUUGGCCCUGUAG